Drepanopeziza brunnea f. sp. 'multigermtubi' MB_m1 is the source of this 1092-nucleotide messenger RNA. NCBI's taxonomy places the organism in Eukaryota, Fungi, Ascomycota, Leotiomycetes, Helotiales, Drepanopezizaceae. The record is from RefSeq and is a predicted model, not a curated record.
AUGUCGAGUCCCAAUCCCUUGUCGCCCUCGAGCCCCAGCCUGCCAUGGCGCUUGAAUAGCUCCCUCAUCAUGGGCCUGACAGCUUCCCUGUCGCGCGGUUUCUACUAUGGGCUGAAUUACAUGGAAGUCACUGGAUUGGAUAGGUUCUUAGAGACACUGGAUCGGAGGAGGGAUUCUCAAAUCAUAAUGGACGAUCCAUUGAUAUGGGGUGUGCUGCCCUUUCGCUACGGCUUCAAUCCCUCGAACCACCGCUGGAGUUUGGGAAGCUACGAUAUUUGUUUUCAGGGAAGGUUACUUACUGGCUUCUUCAACUUUGGUCAAGUUCUACCAACUCAUCGAGGAGCGCACUCCCCCCACGGUGGUCUCUUCCAACCUGUCAUGACACAGGCAAUACGACUACUCUCCUCCCAACCAUUCGCAAAGCCUCCGUUAUCCCAUACUUCGAACCCGGGUAUGCCUGACCCCUUCACAACAGGGUCACUCACAUAUACCACGAAUGGGGAGGACUCGUUUACAGCUCCCUCCGUAUACCUAUCGCGCAAGCACUCCUGGAUCCACAUCUUUCCCGAAGGACGGGUACAUCAGCACCCUAAAAAAUCCAUGCGAUAUUUCAAAUGGGGUAUAUCACGCCUUAUACUCGAGUCUGAACCACUGCCUGAGAUCGUUCCUAUCUUCAUCGACGGAAACCAGGAAGUCAUGCACGAAUCUCGAGGAUUCCCUGAAUUCAUUCCAAGAGCUGGAAAAAACAUUAGAAUUGCAUUUGGGGAAAGCAUAGAUGGCGAGAAAGUAUUUGGGGAAUUGAGGGAGCGUUGGAAGAAGCUGGUCGCAAUGCAGAAAGAGGCCUUGGCUCAGAAAGGCCUCGAGACCAAUUGGGAGAUGGGAGAGCUGACUGAAUGGCUGAAGUAUGGGACCGAGGCUGUUGCGCUGCGGAAAGAAGUUACCAUGAAAGUACGUAUGGAGGUCUUAAAGGUCAGAAGGAGCUUGGGGUACCCUGACGAAGACCCAAAACAGGGUCGAGUCGAGACGUGGAUAGAGGAGGGCGACGCGAAAACUAAGGAGAAGAAAGAUGGCAGCUCGUUAGGCGAUACCUGA